UGGGCUACUUUCUACUACGGCAAAGUUGCCUGUGAGCUGCGCCAGGCCUGGCCCGACAGACCACGGUCGUCUACCAGGCUGGCAGGAAUGCGGCUUUUAUAAUUUCUUGAUCGUCGUCUGUGACCAGGCGAUCUUGGCUGUCUGGCCGCCCAAUGCGUAUGGCAAAAUGGGGGCGUCUAUCAGCUGCAAGAAGCUCGAUUGAGCCGCAGGGAUCAAGCAAGAGGGCGGCUACAAGCUCCUGCCGGGUCUCUCGACGGGUGAGCUACGACUCGCCAGGCGUGCUGGCCAGCCCAAGCAACAGUCCGUGCACAUCUCCUUGCAAAACCAGGGCGGGCUCUGGGGCCUGCAUAUGCCAAACAACAUCACCUGCGUGCAUGGUAUUUGUGUAAGGGUCUUGGGCACUGGCUUCUUGUGCGGAGGUCGCCGUCUUUACAAAGCUAAAUAUGGAUGGCACAGAGGUCGGGUCCCUCCUUGGUGCGUUCAGAGGCGAAGAGAUGUCUUGCGUCUAGACAAGUCAAAGGCCCAGGAGCUCUUGUCAAGACUCCUGCCCGCUCUUAGUGGCGCCGCAUGCCUGCUUUAAAAUCACGCUCGAGGUGGAGCCUACAAGUGCCGGAAGCUGAGGGUCGGCGGAGUGGACGGGAUCAUCCGGUGCAUCGCGCUGAUUCCAGUAAAGCAGAGACGUCUUCCUGCCGUCGAUCUGCAUGGGCGUGCAUGAGUGAGGUUUGUCGAAUGGAUCCAGCUCGUCAAGUCAAGUCUUUCAAUCUCGCUUCUCUGCUCGAUCACCAUCCUCGAUGAUGACCCAACGUCCCAGGAGAGCGUGGAGGAAAGAAUAGGAGAGCCAAUCCGCGCUGACCGAUUGAAACGGGUGCCUCUUGGCCGAGGCAAACUCACAGGAGCCUAUCGGAGGGCUGACUCGGCACUUCGGCCAAACGAAAGGGAAUGCUUUCUUGGAUGUUGUGAAGGAAAGCAG
Molecule: messenger RNA, 970 nt
Organism: Ceraceosorus bombacis
Lineage: Eukaryota; Fungi; Basidiomycota; Exobasidiomycetes; Ceraceosorales; Ceraceosoraceae
Source: the annotation of a GenBank genome assembly